AUGGCCGAAAUUCAAUCAAUUUUAAAUAACCCUGCAGAAGUUCAUGGAAUUGCAAAAGUGAUUUUUGACAGUUUCGAUACAGAUCACUCAGGAAAUAUUGAAAGAAGUGAAUUGAAAGAGGCUCUAGGUAUGAUAUCUAAGGAUUGUGGAACGCCUCCCCCUGAUGAUGAAAUGGUAAACGAGCUCAUCGAAGCUUUAGACGAAGACCAAGAUGGUAAGCUGAACUUAGAAGAGUUCAAGGUUAUGGUUGAAGAGCUAUUGAAAGCGCUUUGCUAA
Molecule: messenger RNA, 276 nt
Organism: Blepharisma stoltei
Lineage: Eukaryota; Ciliophora; Heterotrichea; Heterotrichida; Blepharismidae
Source: the annotation of a GenBank genome assembly